Messenger RNA from Opisthorchis viverrini, 2848 nucleotides. RefSeq lists its product as hypothetical. Gene Ontology annotation, molecular function: pyridoxal phosphate binding; glycogen phosphorylase activity. Gene Ontology annotation, cellular component: cytoplasm. Gene Ontology annotation, biological process: glycogen catabolic process. The transcript is spliced from 15 exons. The coding region runs from base 1 to 2655 and encodes 884 amino acids. The record is from RefSeq and is a predicted model, not a curated record. Lineage: Eukaryota; Metazoa; Platyhelminthes; Trematoda; Opisthorchiida; Opisthorchiidae.
AUGGGGGAACAGGGAUCCCGGUUUGAAAGCUUCAUGCGGCGGACCAAUCGGGGUAUAAGUAUUUCAAGUGUGCAGAUUAGCGACAAAACUUCAAAUAUCAAGGAGGAUUUGAACCGACACUUGCAUACGACACUAUCAAAGGACUUUUACGUGGCAAAUAUUAAGGACUAUUACCUGGCUUUAGCCCACACGGUAUGGGAACGACUGAGUACAAGGUGGUUGAGGACCCAUCAACAACAGUACCUGAGUGACCCAAAGAGAGUAUACUAUCUUUCACUGGAAUUUUAUAUGGGACGUUCCCUGGCGAACGCCAUGAUGAAUCUUGGAAUCUCAGACAGUGUUACACAAGCGCUAUAUGACUUCGGACUCUCAUUGGAAGAGUUGGAGGAGUACGAAUCAGAUGCUGGUCUUGGUAACGGGGGUCUCGGACGUCUUGCGGCAUGCUUCCUUGACUCAAUGGUGAACUUGAACUUGGCCGCCACGGGCUAUGGAAUACGUUACGAUUACGGCGUGUUUGAGCAAAGAAUUGUCAAUGGUUGGCAAGUCGAAGAGCCAGAUGACUGGUUGCGCUACGGUAAUCCGUGGGAGAUAGCACGAUUGGAGUUAUCACAAAGUGUGAACUUCUACGGUCACGUGGAAAUCGAUUCCUUCGGACGCCGCCACUGGGUCGAUUGUCAGACCCUUCACGCAGUUCCUUAUGACACACCUGUCCCGGGCUACCUGACGAACACCUGCAAUUCACUGCGUUUGUGGGCUGCUCGAGCCCCCAGAAACUUUGAUUUUUCCAUUUUCAACACUGGUGAUUACAUCAACGCUGUUUGCGAUCGUAACGUGGCGGAGAAUGUGUCCCGAGUGCUUUAUCCAAACGACAACUGCUUCGAGGGUAAAGAGCUCCGAUUGAAGCAGGAAUACAUGCUUGUGUCGGCUACCCUUCAGGAUAUCCUGCGACGUUUCCAGCUAAUUGAUGACAAUGGACCACAGCGGAUGGAUUACAACCGCCUUCCAGACAAGGUUGCCAUACAGCUGAAUGACACACAUCCAUCUUUAGCCAUCCCCGAACUGAUGCGAAUACUGGUUGAUAUCGCAGGUUUGGAUUGGUACAAGUCCUGGGAUAUCGUCGUUCGCAUAUUUGCCUACACCAAUCAUACUAUCCUCCCUGAGGCAUUGGAACGCUGGCCUGUGGAAAUGAUGAAAAAGCUUCUGCCACGGCACAUGGAAAUUAUUUACAAAGUCAAUUAUGAUUUCCUAGAGAUGGUCUCGAAACGCUAUCCAAAAGAUUUGGAAAGACUUCGUCGCAUGUCGAUUAUUGAAGAAGAGCCCGUGAAAGCUGUCAACACGGCCUUGUUAUGUGUCAUCGGAUCACAUGCAAUUAACGGCGUCUCCGCCAUUCAUUCGGACAUCAUUCGUAAUGAAACGUUUAAGGAUUUUGCAGAGCUCUGGCCUCAUAAAUUCCAAAACAAAACAAACGGAAUUACCCCGCGUCGCUGGUUGAUGCUAUGCAAUCGCAAACUGGCCGAUCUGAUCUCGUCUAAGCUCGAUGAAGAUUGGAUUACGGAGUUGAGCAAGUUGGCACAGCUAAAGGGACAGGCCGAUUCCAAAGAUUUUCUUGAGAAAGCCAUGCAAGUCAAAAUGUUCAACAAACGGCGCUUAGCCACACACAUCAAAGAGGAAUACGGCAUUGAGGUUGACGUGAAUUCCAUUUUCGACGUCCAGGUGAAACGAAUUCACGAAUACAAACGUCAGCUUCUCAACUGUUUGCAUAUAAUCACUAUGUACAACACACUCCGAAAUCACCCAGGUGCUGAUAUCCAUCCACGCACCAUCAUGAUCGGUGGGAAAGCGGCUCCUGGGUACUACAUGGCCAAGUUGAUUAUCAAGUUAAUCAACAAUGUAGCCAAGGUAGUGAAUUCCAAUCCUAUCGUCAGCAAGAAGCUAAAGGUCAUCUUCCUGGAAAACUACCGCGUUUCUUUGGCCGAAAUCGUCAUUCCAGCAGCUGAUCUUUCUCAACAAAUUUCGACCGCCGGAACAGAAGCCUCUGGUACAGGGAACAUGAAAUUUAUGUUGAAUGGUGCAAUCACCAUUGGAACAAUGGAUGGUGCGAAUGUGGAGAUGUGCGAGGAGGUUGGACAAGAAAAUAUGUUCAUAUUCGGCCUAAGAGUGAAUGAAGUUAACAAACUAAGAAAGAGCGGGUAUUAUCCACAGAACUACAUAUAUAAAAUCCCGGAACUUAAAGAAGCCCUUGAACAGAUUCGUGACGGCCACUUCUCUCCGGAUCAACCAAAUUUGUUCAAGGAUAUCUAUAACUCAAUCGCCUUCGACGACCGUUACCUUCUAUGUGCUGACUUCGAGGACUAUAUGCGGGCACAGCGGGAAGUCAACGCCGUCUACAGGGACAAAAUGCGGUGGGCCAAAAUGAGUGUGCUUAACAUUAUGAGCAGCGGCAAGUUUUCAUCAGAUCGCGCAAUUGCGGAAUAUGCUUACGACAUAUGGGGAGUGAAACCAGAGCGCCACAUCGCUCUGCCACCAAGCAUCCCCAGAACGUCUGAACACAUGCCACCUGGACACAAGCGGACGUCGAUGCGGCGCAAAUCUUUGGGAGCAGAACCGAGUGGAAGACCAACGACCGAGAGCUUUUUCGAAUACAAUUACGACUGAUUCGAACAAACGCUCUGGAUUCAUUUGGUAUCCGCUUUUUCUUUUCUGACUCGUUCGUUGACUUUGGUUCGCAACUCGGUUCACACUUCGAAAUAAACUAUUUAUUUUAUCCUUGGUGGUGGAUUAAUUUCAAAGUGACAGCUUUCCUUUGUGUUCCAAUGGGUUAGUUCCUUUAGAAUACAUUGAUCUUUGG